AUGCUGAGGAGCAGGAGGCAGGAUCUAGCACGAGCAAAAGUGACAGAGACUGGGCGUGCUGCCGUGCCACUGCCCGCUGCUGCUUUUGAGCAGGGCCCAGCUUCUGACUGUGGGCCACCUGACGCCUGUGGCGUGACAUCCAAGGUGAGCCCCCGGCCAGAAGGUGAGGUCCUGCACAAGGGCGGCAACGCAGCCUACCCCAGCGCUUCCUCACCUCGUGGUGAAGGCCAUGCUGAGGAGCAGGAGGCAGGAUCUAGCAAGAGCAAAAGUAAGAAAGGGCGCAGGAAGAAGAAUCCUGCAGGUGCUCCUGCACUUGUGGGUGGCGUGAGUGUUCGCCACAAGGUGACAGAGACUGGGCGUGCUGCCGUGCCACUGCCCGCUGCUGCUUUUGAGCAGGGCCCAGCUUCUGGCUGUGGGCCACCUGACGCCUGUGGCGUGACAUCCAAGGUGAGCCCCCGGCCAGAAGGUGAGGUCCUGCGCAAGAGCGGGAACGCAGCCUACCCCAGCGCUUCCUCACCUUGUGGUGAAGGCCAUGCUGAGGAGCAGGAGGCAGGAUCUAGCACGAGCAAAAGUAAGAAAGGGCGCAGGAAGAAGAAUCCUGCAGGUGCUCCUGCACUUGUACUUGUGGGUGGCGUGAGUGUUCGCCACAAGGUGACAGAGACUGGGCGUGCUGCCGUGCCACUGCCCGCUGCUACUUUUGAGCAGGGCCCAGCUUCUGACUGUGGGCCACCUGACGCCCGUGGCGUGACAUCCAAGGUGAGCCCCCGGCCAGAAGGUGAGGUCCUGCACAAGGGCGGCAACGCAGCCUACCCCAGCGCUUCCUCACCUCGUGGUGAAGGCCAUGCUGAGGAGCAGGAGGCAGGAUCUAGCAAGAGCAAAAGUAAGAAAGGGCGCAGGAAGAAGAAUCCUGCAGGUGCUCCUGCACUUGUGGGUGGCGUGAGUGUUCGCCACAAGGUGACAGAGACUGGGCGUGCUGCCGUGCCACUGCCCGCUGCUGCUUUUGAGCAGGGCCCAGCUUCUGACUGUGGGCCACCUGACGCCUGUGGCGUGACAUCCAAGGUGAGCCCCCGGUCAGAAGGUGAGGUCCUGCACAAGGGCGGCAACACAGCCUACCCCAGCGCUUCCUCACCUUGUGGUGAAGGCCAUGCUGAGCAGCAGGAGACUGCCCACUACGUCUUUGCAAACAUCCCAGUAUGA
Messenger RNA from Rhipicephalus sanguineus (brown dog tick), 1197 nucleotides. RefSeq names its product collagen alpha-2(I) chain-like. The transcript is spliced from 3 exons. The record is from RefSeq and is a predicted model, not a curated record. The coding region runs from base 1 to 1197 and encodes 398 amino acids. Lineage: Eukaryota; Metazoa; Arthropoda; Arachnida; Ixodida; Ixodidae.